GGAUAUUGAAGCUGAAGAGGACAUCCAUAACUAUAGUGGAAUACUUUCUACAAGCCAUGCAUAACAAGAAUAAUUGAUCAACCAAAGAUCAGGACCACAGAUGAGGACCAGGACAGAAGAUCAGGACUGAGGAUCACGACCAGAACAGAGGAUCAGGACCAUGACAGAUGAUUAGGACCAAGGAUUAGGACCAGGACAGAGGAUCAGGAUGAGGACAAGUGAUCAUAACCAGGGAUCAGGAUCAGGACUGAGGACCAGGACAGAGGAUCAGGACCAGAAUGGAGGAUCAGGACCAGAACGGAGGAUCAGGACCAUGACCGAGGAUCAGGACCACGACAGAUGAUUAGAACCAGGACUAAGGAUCAGGAUGGGGAUCAGGACAAGGACAGAUGAUCAGGACCAGGACAAAGGAUCAGGACCAGGACAGAUGAUCAAAACCAGGAUCAAGGAUCAGGACAAGGACAGAUGAUCAGAACUAGGACCAAGGACCAGGACGGAGGAUCAGGACCAGGGCAAAGGAUCAGGGCCAGGACACUUAGACUAUCAGGACCGAGGAUCAUAGAUCAUGACACAAAACAAGAAUCAAGGAUCAGAACCCUGAAUCAGUAUCAAGGAUCAAACAGGACCAAGCCAAGUGCCACAGAAUGCAGAGGAGAUUGCUCAGAGAGACAAGCUAACAGAAGAUCGGCAAGAUGCCCAACAAGGUCCAGCUUUAAUAGGGAAACCGCCCACCUCAGCCGGACCAGAGAAGCACUAGAUGGGAUUCAGCAACCCCUCUGUCAAUUGGAAGAUGCCUAGCUGCCUCAAGAGCAACGUUGAGCAAACAUGCCAAGAAGAGCACCAGCUGGAUUAUAGUUUCUAUUGAUUUGUAUUCAUGAAGAAGUUCAUCCUUAUGAUCAGUUGAUUUAAUAGUAAAAGCAGAAAUAUUAGAGAAAAAUAUUGGUGAAUGUUUGAUGAGCAUUCAUCAAAGAAUAAGAAGAUUUUGAUUCGCAAUUUCAUAUGCGAGCAGCUCCACCAUAAAUUCCAUAAAUUUCAAUUUCUUUACUGGAACAUGAUGAAGAAAAAUAUAUAUUUUUUUAUUAAAGAAUUGGGUAUGAAAUGAUGUGCCUGAUGAUAUAUCCACCCCACAAAACCACUUUCAAAUUUUGAGAAAAAUUGCAUUCUCGAGAAUUUAUAUAUAAAAUGACAUGGAGAAGUUGCUCAUCUGUGACUCAAUUAUUCUUUUACGGAUUUUCAUCAAACCUUCACCAACAUUUUUCUCUAUUUUUUCUGCUUUUAUUAAGCCAACUUAUCAUGAGGGUGAACUUCCUCUUUAUAUAGGAUACCCCCUCAACAUUUUUUUUGAUAAAUCUGCCAUGUAAUUUUUUUUUUGCUGAGCCCCGCCUGCUGACUUUUUACUUUUGAGUCUUGUUCAACUUUUACGACCAAAUUUGCAAUGACCAAGAACGUGGUUGCAAAAUUAUGUUAAAUUGUGUAAGUGCAUAUCUUACGUGCACAUCCAAAAUGUUCCAUAGGUUUGAAACUGUGUACCUAAAGAGGCUUUCACAAUUGGUCAUGCGAUAGUUUGCGAUCAUUUGCUUACAAUACAUGUUGCACACAAUCGCAACAGUUGUAAGCAGUCGCACCACCAGUUGUGAAAGGGGCUUAAGGGCUGCGAGUUUGAUCUCAAAAGUUGUGCGAAAUUAAUUACAAGAAAAACUUAAUGAAACGUUGCAGUGCGAGCUUUUCACAUUUUAGAUUUAUCAAAAAAAGUUGAGGGGGGGCCUUAAUAAGCUCCUCUUCCUCCUUCCUGGUGUUAUAGUGUUAAGAUAGAUGCCUGCAUACCAAAUACAAUCAUGGUCCAGGGCCAGUAGUACAGUGCAAUAUAAAGUGAGAUGAAUUGUUUUGCGUAUGCUGUUCAAAAGAAAUUGUUCACACCAGACAUUCACUAAAAAUUCUGGUUAGAAAAGAGUUAUUUUUCACUCGUUCCGGAACAGGCUGUAUUUGGUAUGUAUGGUUGAUUGCAUAUAAUGGUCAGUUUGUGCAUUUCAUGAUACACAUGCGCAAGUCGUGCCCCAGUUUGGACAUAGCCCUUACAAGUCAAUCGUGUGACAUUUGUCUGCCAAAGUGUACCCAACGCCAUCCUAUACUCAUAGUCAG
Molecule: messenger RNA, 2139 nt
Organism: Lytechinus pictus (painted urchin)
Lineage: Eukaryota; Metazoa; Echinodermata; Echinoidea; Temnopleuroida; Toxopneustidae
Exons: 3
Coding region: 466-798 (110 amino acids)
Source: RefSeq, a predicted model, not a curated record